This is a messenger RNA of Wasmannia auropunctata (little fire ant), 1550 nucleotides long. Its product is annotated as epimerase family protein SDR39U1. Lineage: Eukaryota; Metazoa; Arthropoda; Insecta; Hymenoptera; Formicidae. The transcript has 6 exons. The record is from RefSeq and is a predicted model, not a curated record. The coding region runs from base 467 to 1354 and encodes 295 amino acids.
GCGCGUUCCAUGGUCUGUGAACAUGUGUGAAUUUUCCGAUCAACAAUUUCGGACCAUUAUCGUUCACAGUUUUUCGCACCGUGGAUCGUUAUUAUGACUGCAGUCGUAAUUGCGGUUACGGACAAAUUUCAGGCGAAACCGAAGAAAUUCAACAUAGAAUAAUGCGCCGUAUGGAAAAAUUACGUGAAAGGAAUUGUUAUAUUUACGAGUUUAACAGCAUAUAUUUCAACAAUAGAAAAAUUAUGGUUUACAUUUCACUUUUCAUCAUGUAAACACAUACAGACGUAUAUCCUAAUAUGCCUGUCGUUCCAAAGAGUCUAUUGUUGUAACAAUUCAAACUGCGGUGUCUUAUCUCUUUCUCUCUUUCGCGCCGUUCGCAGUCGUGUGUGUCGCAACCGGCGAAGCCUUGAGAAAUUUAUUCUUAAAAUAACCAAGACGCGAAAGCGCGACUUUGCUGUUCGCGAACAUGGCUCUGAAGCACGUAGUGAUAGGCGGCGGUACCGGCUUCAUAGGAUCGCAGCUGAUAAAAUCGCUGAGCCUCGAGGGCGUCUCCUGUACGUGUAUCUCUCGAAUGCCGGGGCCAAGCAGAAUGUCAUGGAAUGAUUUAGAGCGCUACGGCCUGCCGGAGAACACGUCGGCCGUCAUCAACGUCGCCGGGCAGAACGUGCUGGAUCCCAAGCAGAGGUGGUCGCCCGGCUUCAAGCAGAACGUCAGGAACAGCAGGGUGAUGACGACGAAGGCUCUGGCGGACUCUAUACAGAGUACCAAAGCUACAGUUUUCGCAACUAUAUCAGGAGUCGCGUAUUACAAGCCCGACGGCACCGUGUACACGGAAGAGAGCAAAUGCGAGUCGUACGACUUUCUGUCAAGACUUUGUCACGAUUGGGAGGACGCGGCGAGACUGCCGAAAGAUAGCAACAUCAGACAAGUGACGAUAAGAUCCGGAGUGGUGCUGGGAAGAAACGGCGGUAUGGUCAAGCAAAUCUAUCUACCGUUCUUCUUCGGCCUCGGUGGACCGAUUGGGAGCGGCAGUCAAUACAUGCCCUGGAUACACAUCACCGACUUAGUUUGCAUGUUUAUAUUUGCGCUCAAAAAUAGCAAUGUGCAUGGUGUAUUGAACGGAGUGGCGCCCCAGCUUAUAACAAACAAGGAGUUUACGAAGGCGUUUGCGGCGGCAAUGAACAGACCCGCGGUCAUACCUCUUCCAAGCUUCCUUUUAGAAAUAUUAUUCAGUAAAGAACGAGCAAAGAUGAUGUUGGAGGGGCAAAAAGUUACACCAAAGCGUGUUACAGAGCUAGGAUUUCAAUAUCAACACCCGGACAUCGAAAACGCUUGUAAGCAACUCGUCCAAUGAACUGGUUUGUGAAAGAAUUUAUUUAAUUGUUAUAAAAGUCGAUAGAGACUCGUGAUUGUUCUAAUACUAUUAUAUAGUAAUAUAAUAUACGUUAUUCAGAUUCUUGAUAAUUAGCGAUGAAUUAAGAUUUGAAGUAUCCUCUUUGUGAUGCUUUCAAAUUAUUGUUACUUAGUAAUAAAUUGUUUAUUACAUAGGA